UCUCUUUUCAAAUAUCAUAUUUGUGACUUGCGUCCCGCUUUCUGCCUCCAUCUCUCCCUUUCUAUGCCUUUUUUCGCGUUCAGCUUAAGUUAUGAAACAUGACAUCUAUUCUGGUUUUGAUUGGUUCAUAUCUCAUUUAUGCAUGAGAAGUUCAAUAUUUUGGUCAAGAUCGUUAUUUUAGAGUAAGGAUUUUUGGAAGCAUAAAUGAGGUUGGCAAGUUGUACCGUGACAUAAGAGUUUAUGCGGUAUUAAGUGAGUUAGCAUGUAGAGUGGCAGCAAAGCUAUCGAUCUUGAAACUGUUGAAUUGUGUGCUGCUAGCAAACUAUUUACGGUAAAUGAGUUUAACUUUCAGCCAAGAGGGGACCCUCAUUUGGUGGCUUGGCCAAUUAGAAGUCGUGAAUGGGAUUGUACAUGGAAUAGUUAAGGAAUGACAACCCAUGGGUAUCCCUCCCACCAGACCAACCAAAGUGGAAAGAGGCUCUAAGGACCAUCAGGGAUUCUCACUCUCUUUACUGUAACUCUGUCCUUCAAGCCAAGAUACUGGAAUGAUCCCUUCUAGUUCUAGAACUUGAUAGUUUGUUGAAGAGUUGGAAAGAUAUGAUGAAAGCUCACAAUGGGGAAGUAAAUGCUGUUUUCAAUAAAAUUUAUUCUUCUUUUGCUAUAUAUGGGGGGAAAGACAGUCAGGACUUCAUUCCUUAUCAAUUUUCUUAUAAGUAUCACUCAAGGGGCCAGGACAAGAAGUUUAUAGAAGGCUUGAGAAAAUGGUUGGAAGAUUUUAAAUUUGAUGAAGGGUCAAAUCACUACUCAAUGUUGAGAGAGAUGAAGGAAGGACAGCAUGUUGAUCUGGUAUGCAAGGUAAUUCAUAUAUGUGAGGUUGUUAACGAUGAGAGGAUUGCCUUUGUUUGGGAUGGCACUGAUGCCCCGCCAACUAGUCUUCAAACAAAGGUAGAAGAUGGAAUGGGUAAUGAAAUUCCACCGCAAUCAAAUCCCUUGCCUUUGUCGAGAGGGAUACUUUGUACAUUUCCUACUGUUGGGACUGUUUUAAGGGUAAUUGCUGACCAGGGUGCUGAGACACAGAUUUUCCACUUGCUAACUGCUGGUAAAUGGACAAAAAUUCUAAGCCUAAAGUGUGAAGUGAAUUCAGGCUUGUGGCAUGGGGCAAUUACUUGCUUCACAAAGCUUCGGCAUGUUUCAGAUCAGGAAUCUCUAAUUUUAGAGCGCCAAAGGUCGUUUGAUAAGCGAUUGUCUGUGGAAUUAGAACGGAUGCCUUAUUGGAGCUUUCCUAUGCCUUCGCGAAUUACAGAAGUAGAAUAUGAAGGUGCCCCUUAUGCUACAUUAAUGGAUGUUAUAACCUAUUCAAAGGUUACGGCUAAAUUCAAGUGUAUUGUUCGGGUUAUAGCUGCAUUUCCGUGGCAAGCUGGGGAUUUCCGCUCUCCUAUUGGGACAUACAGGAUCAGGCUGACACUAGAGGAUCCAACUGCCAGAAUCCACGCCUUUGUGUAUGCUGAAGAUGGGGAGGAAUUUUUUGAAGGUCAUCCCUCUGUGGAUGUAUUAACAAAAAAGCGAAAUAAGUUGCUUGGAGUAGCUGUCAACGAGCAUGGCCAGGAAAUUGAGAAUGCUCCGAGGACUCCGCAGUGGAUUCAGUGUUGCCUCAAAUCUUAUUGCCUUUUCAAGAGUGAUAUUUGGGGAAGCAGACACUAUAGGAUCUUUGGAACGAAGCUUGUGGGUUAGGACUUUUGCCAAACCAUGUGCAAACAUUUUUUUUUUUUUUUUUGAUAAGCCUAACCAUGUGCAAACAUGCUUGUUCAAGUUCUUGUACAAAUUUCUCUAAUGUUAUUAGUUGGUACA
Molecule: messenger RNA, 1848 nt
Organism: Tripterygium wilfordii
Lineage: Eukaryota; Viridiplantae; Streptophyta; Magnoliopsida; Celastrales; Celastraceae
Product: protection of telomeres protein 1b-like
Exons: 9
Coding region: 598-1731 (377 amino acids)
Biological process (GO): regulation of telomere maintenance via telomerase; telomere capping
Cellular component (GO): nuclear telomere cap complex; chromosome, telomeric region
Molecular function (GO): telomerase inhibitor activity; G-rich strand telomeric DNA binding
Source: RefSeq, a predicted model, not a curated record